GGACUUUGACAACCUAGUUUUGAAGUUUUAUAUGACAGUGUUUUGAAACUUUUUAAACCGAUAAUUUAUUUUUGAAAAGUAUUUAAUAUACAAGUUUUUUUUUACAUCUUAUACUAUAAGUAAUUCUUAAAAUAACUUUUAAACAAUUCAAUAAAAAAAUGUCCGGUAAUAUUCUUCAAUUUGUACAAGAACAAAAAAAAUUGAUUUCCGUUGAAAAACAGCGAUUGGGAUUGAUGGACAACAGCAGAAAUAAUGAAAUCGGCAUUGAAAAGAAGAGUCGAAACCUAAAUUUAAAAGACGAUGAAAAAUGUGAUAACGAUGGUACAUGGAACAAUAACUACGAACAAUCACCGGAAGCAAACAAAGAAAAUGUUCAGUUAAAUUCCAAUUGUGUCUUAGUAGAAAACGAUAACAAAACCCUGCCAAAUGUCGAACCACUCGAAAUAAUUAGUAAACAUGAUAGUACCGACGUUUCAUUAGAAGACAAAAAACAAGCUUUUGUUAAUAAACUUGUUAGCAGUGAGAUACCACUAAGUGAUAGAUCGAAUGAUUGCGUUCAAGGUACAAUGUUGCGUUAUGGCGAGUACAGCCCUAACAAUCCGCAAAUAAGAGUCACUGCCGCUCCAUAUUUAGGCUUUGGAGAAUAUGAGCAAAGAAGAAAUUACUUUUUACAGAAACAAAGAGCUGACUAUUUGACGCAUAUUGCAAAGCAACAGGAAAGUGUGAAAAACCUUACAAACUGUAUGGUAUCUAAUCGAGACAAUUCUACUAAUUAUAAUAAUACCAAAUAUUUGGAAAACAAACGAUUUGAAAAAAGUGUACAAACUGAUAUUCAAAAUAUCAAAAUUCAAUUACUUCAGUAUGAUUUGCGAUGUCAAAGAACUCCAGAGAAGGAGCUGAGCUCUUACUCUUUAAACGAGGAUUAUUAUAUGAAAAAAAAUAGAAAUCUAUCGCCGUUUAGAGUAGAUCAAAGAUUAACUAGUGCUCAAAAUGCCUUAUUAAAGAGUGAAAUGGACAAGCCCAGAAGCAUUUUAUCAAAUAAAAAAACAGGAAGCCCCAGAGAAAGGCUGAUGUCGGACCUGUAUAGUUCUAGUUUUACGGAUGGAUUUGUUUAUAGAGAAUCCCGUGCCGAUGAAUUAGAAAGGGAACGUCUUAAAAGAGAAGCGUAUCAACGAGAACUGCGACUUCAAAUCGAAGAAAAAAGGAGACUGCAGCAGAUGCGCGAAGAACAAGAAAUGAAAGAAAGGGAAUUAGAAAACAAAAGAUUGGAACAGCAAUUGCUUAGAAUGCAGGAAGAGAGAAUGAUCGAGGAACAGUUCAGGGAACAUAGACAGGAACAGAUGAGGAGGCACAGUGAAGAUUUAUUGCGUCGCAAGCAGGAACUCCAAACAAGCAGGUACGGUUUUCGCAAACACACUAAUUCUGAAUGCAGUAUUCAUAAUAAUGCUACAGAUAUAUCUUCCAAAUCGCUAUCGCAUUAUUCGCCGCCAGUUUCUAGACGUAACCCUUAUUCUUACAACGUUCCAUCCACAUCUGUGUUCUCGGAAUUAUCGUCAACAAGAUACAAUCCUAACCGUUUUGACAGUUACCAUCGUCGUGACGCGUUGAAACGUAUGGACUCCUUAAAUUCAUCUGAACCACCUAACAGACAUCAAAUGUUUAAUAGAUUCGACUCUUUAAGUAAAAUAGAUUCGUUGUCGAAUCGUUUGGAAUCAAUGAGUUUAAGAAACGGACAUAGUGGUGAUGUACAACGUAGACACAGCGCUACCCAUCAGGAUCUCAGUUUAUUAAGGAAAAGUCCAAGGCUACAAAGAAGAAGUAGUUCCAGCAGAUUUGAUGAUGGACUACCAGUACCAUUAUUGAAAGCGCACUCUCCAGUUGCCAAAGAAUUAAAAAAUUCUGUUCCAUUCAAUAGUACAAGAUCGAGAUCUGAAGCGAUUAGACGAUUAGAAGAUAAGUGGCAAAUACCCGCCGUACAAAAAAGUAUUCUGAAUCAUACGGAGUCACCAGGUGGCCAAAACAGAAGUAUUUUAACUCAACUUGGUGCGAUCCGAUUGCAACUUCAGCAAGAACAGCUGCGGAUGGACGAAUCUUUGAGGAGACGAGAUGUUUCACAAUCUAAGGCUGUUGAUUUUCUUUGAAUAUAUUAAAUUUACCAACCAAAAAAUUUACAUCGAGUUAAUAAAAGUUUAUAAUAGUUAUUUUAUAUAUUGUUAGAAUUUGUCUUUAUAUUUAUAUUCAUUGAAAUAGAUAGAAAUGUUGAAUG
Molecule: messenger RNA, 2266 nt
Organism: Diorhabda carinulata
Lineage: Eukaryota; Metazoa; Arthropoda; Insecta; Coleoptera; Chrysomelidae
Product: trichohyalin-like
Exons: 12
Coding region: 159-2141 (660 amino acids)
Source: RefSeq, a predicted model, not a curated record